AUGGUAAUUGCAGUGACUGUACAAGACAGUGGAGUACCCACAUUGUCUGCUUCUACCACAGUCACCAUCACUGUGGUUAGAAAUACAGUUCCAUUUUUCCCAGCUCCUAAAUCCAAGACGGUCAACAUCCUCAACAGUCACCAGAUUAAUACAGAAGUCACCACCUACACAGCCACAGACAAUGAUAAUGAGCCUCAGUUUAACCAGGUGACAUACUCAAUGGUAACAGAUACUACUAGUGGUUCCUUGUUCAGACUGGACUCUAACAGUGGACGGAUUACGUUGAUCAGUUCUCUUACAGCUGAUGAUGCUUCUCAAUAUUCACUGAUCAUAGUAGCAAGAGACAAUGGAGGUUUAUCUGAUACUGGGACAGUUGUUGUCAAUGUGAACCGCAAUAAUUUUGACCCACAGUGGCUUCCAAUUGGUGGACCCUACAGUGCCGCAAUCAGUGUUACUGAAAAUAGACCUGUCCUAGAAACUGUUUACACCCUAUCAACUCAAGAUUUGGAUAUUCAGGAACCGGGUAACACUAGAGUCUACACCAUUUUAUCAACUGCUAGUGCUUCCCUGCAUUUCCAAGUCACAGGUCAAGGACAAGUCCAAAUCAUUCGUUCUCUGGCCAUUGAUCGGUCUGUCAAUCAGUAUGUGCUGACCAUCCAGCUAAGAGAUGGUGGAAAUAGAGUAGCCGCACAGCAGUUUACCCUGACAAUAAACAUCAUCAGAAACUCUAAUCCUCCAGUAUUCUUUGACACUUCAUAUUACAAAGAAAUUGAAGAGACUUUAACCGUAGGCUCCAGUAUUCUACAAGUACAGGCCAGUGAUCAGGAUCCUGAACUACAGUUCAGAACAAUUUCCUACACACUGUUGGCUAAUACUGCUGGAAAUAACCUGUUUUCUAUGGAACCAGGGACUGGUAUUAUUAGAGUGAAGAGUGCCCUGACUAGUGACCCAACUGUUACAUUUAAUAUGGUAGCAGUUGCUACAGAUGGCGGUAGUCCUUCCCAGUCAGCAAAUGCAAUGGUUACAAUUAAAGUAAACAGGAACCGCAACACCCCAGUGUGGAAUACACUGAAUUAUCAGGCAACCAUCUUGGAAACACAGGCAGUGGAUGCACCCUUAACUCUUAGUCCAGGUGCACUUACAGCCACAGACAGUGAUGCCCAGCCACCCAAUAACCAAGUCAACUACCGCUUGAAAGCUGUUGUUGCCAGAUCAGGAUCUACAACAUAUCCAAGUGAACAGGGCAACUUUGCUGUCAGUAGCAGUGGACAGGUGACAGUUAGGAGUCCAUUAAAUGGACUUACUGCCACAACUUAUGAGUUGCUAGUAGAAGCAUAUGAUUUGGGAGAUCCAUCCAGGAUUAGCACAAGCAAUGCCACAGUCACUGUUGAUGUACAGCGAAACAGAGCACCAUCUUUCCCCUCAUCUUCUUAUGCCUUUACCAUGAGGGAAGAUGCUACAGUCACUCCUCAAACCAUAAUUGGACAGGUUUCUGCAACUGAUCCUGAUACUGGAAUCCCUCAGUUCAAUACACUGUCAUAUGCCAUCGAAUCUUUGGGAGUGGGAUCACCCACUAUAUAUUUUAACAUAGACUCCACUGGCCGCAUCACAUUAAGGAAUCUUGUAGGAGGAAUAUCUCAGUCAGAAUUCCGGUUUUUGGUACGAGUUUCAGACAAUGGAGUUCCGUCCUUGUCUGAUGAGGCGGUAGUUACCAUAACAAUAAACAGGAAUCUGUGGGCUCCAGCUUUUAGUCCUCUAAAUUAUGCUGUCACCAUUCAAGAAAAUCUUCCAGCAGGAUCCGAAACAGGUGUCACAGUGUCAGCAACAGAUCAAGAUAUAAAUCCACCAAACAAUCAGAUUGAGUUUUCUGCUAUUGGGGACCAGACGGCUGUGCAGUACUUUGAUGUUGAAGCAACCUCUGGGAAAGUUUUGGUGAAACAACCAUUAUACACUGCAACAGCUACUCAGUACCAGCUGAAUGUCAGGGUAUCUGAUAAGGCAGAAAAUCCACUGAUUUCCCAACAAACUGCUACAGUAACUAUCACUGUGGAACGAAAUCUCUUUGCACCAGUGUUCCAGAAUCUGCCUAGUAUCCAGUCCCUUCCUCGGACCUCUGGAGUAGGCUUUAAUGUGUUCACUGCUUUUGCCAAUGACAGUGAUACAAAGUCUCCAUUCAAUGUUGUCUCAUACUCCCUGGUGUCUGGAACCAAUGAAUUUUCCAUCAACCCAACAACUGGUGUUGUAACCCUACAGACAAAUUCACUCUCUCAGGCUGAGUAUGUGUUGACAGUGGAGGCCAGAGAUGGAGCAAAUAUCCCCAGGAGGACCUACUCCUUGCUGACACUAAAAGUGGACAGUAAUUUGGCCAAACCAAUCUGGGUGAGACCUGGCGCUGGUGAUUCAUAUGCAGCUCAAGUGACAAUUCAGGAGACUCAGGACUACGUCACUUCAGUGUAUGACUUCCAAGCAAGUGAUGCAGACAAUGUGAGCCCUUACAAUACUGUAAGAUAUGUGGUGGAGGGUGAAGGAAAUGCUCCAAGUUUCUUCACUGUGGCUGAUAAUGGACAAACUUUCCUGAAAACUUCUUUACUGCAACGAACAGAAACACAGUUUGUGCUGUUGGUAAGAGCAGAAGAUGGUGGUAAUCCCCCACGGCAAGCAGACAACAAAGUCAGACUGACCAUCAAUAUUAUAAGGAACAACAACGCUCCACAGUGGCAAAACCCCAUGACAUCAGCUCUGAUCUCUCAACAAGCUGCAGUUGGACAGGCUGUUGGAACCUCUCUGUUGGCAAUAGAUUCUGACGUCACUUUCAAUGUUGUAAGAUACGAGAUCAUUGGGGACGGUAAUGCUGGAGCUUUCUUCACCAUUCCUAACCCAAGUGUUGGGCAAAUCACAGUAGCAAAUUCCUUGGCCUCGUCAUCGGACCUUAUAUAUUAUAUCCGUGUGCGAGCUUAUGACAAUGGGGUUCCAGCAAAAGACAAUGUCACUGUUGUGACUGUGACAGUGGAAAGGAACAACUUUGCACCAGAGAUCACCACCCCUAAUGUUGCUGAAAGAAUCCCUGAGACACAAGAUCUGGGAGUUACCAUUGCCACAGUGAGGGCUCAAGAUAGGGACACACAGGCUCCACACAACCAGAUCAGAUUCAGAUUGUUUGCUACACAGCCAGCUUCUGAUUAUUUUGAUCUGGAUAUUUUAACUGGAAACCUUUAUGUGAAGAGGGAACUUACAUUAGAUACAGCCACCAGAUAUCAGAUGCUUGUACAAGCUUAUGAUAUGGGGAGUCCCUCCAAAACCUCAGCAACUAAUGCCACAGUGACAAUAGAUGUGUACAGGAAUUCACAGACCCCAUUCUUUACUGGUGGACCAUUUAAUGCCAACAUUCCUGAGACCACUGUCGUUGGAACAUCAGUACUUCAAGUCAACUUCGGAGAUUCCGAUACAGAUGCUCCAUUUAACACUGUGACUGUGUCGGCCAUUGGAGAUGACAAAGCUCUGACUUAUUUCCGUCUAGAAAGUAAUGGACGUUUGGUUGUAAACAGUGAUUUAACUGCUGAUGCAGAUACUGAAUAUUUGAUGAGAAUUUUGGCCAGAGAUGGUGGCUCUCCCUCUAGAACAGCAACAACAGUUGCUACUAUAACAGUUCAGCGCAACAUCAAUAAUCCAGCCUUUGAAAGACAGUCUUACAAUGAAACCAUUCUAGAGACGAGACAGCUAGGGCUUUCAUUUUUGCAAGUGAAAGCUACAGAUAAUGAUCGAAGGGCCCCAUACAAUACAGUGCGAUACUCCAUUAGCUCUGAUGCUGGAAGUGCUCUUGGUGCUCAGUAUUUUAUGGUAGAUGAAGUCACAGGAAACAUAAGUCUUCGUCAGUCACCCAUGCUGGAUAAUGCAAGAACCGUGGAUUAUACAUUCAAUGUAAAUGCAGUGGACGGUGGUGGCCUUCAGGCAACACUCCCAGCCAGUGUAAGAGUGACGGUGAUUCGAAACACCAAUGCUCCAGUGUUCACCAAUCUACCCAGAGAAAGCCUGAUCAAUCACAAUACUUCAGUCGGAGCUACAGUCUACACAGCUGCUGCAACAGACCCUGACCCUGGUGUGUUUGGACAGCUAACAUACUCUCUAACAGGGGAUGGAGAUUCUCGUAGUGUAUUUGCCAUAAAUCCUAACUCAGGGGCAAUCACCCUGCAGCAGUCAGUUUUCCAAGGAACCACAACCCUGUACACGGUAAUACUUUAA
This is a messenger RNA of Saccostrea echinata, 4239 nucleotides long. Its product is annotated as cadherin-related tumor suppressor-like. The record is from RefSeq and is a predicted model, not a curated record. The transcript is spliced from 24 exons. Lineage: Eukaryota; Metazoa; Mollusca; Bivalvia; Ostreida; Ostreidae. Bases 1 to 4239 code for a protein of 1412 amino acids. Gene Ontology annotation, biological process: homophilic cell-cell adhesion. Gene Ontology annotation, cellular component: membrane. Gene Ontology annotation, molecular function: calcium ion binding.